AGUUUAUAAAUCGUUAAGACUCUCCUCUUAGGGCUUGUGCAACGGCGGUGUUUCAGAAAAUGAGGCAAACAAUUCCUGGCUACUCGUCGAUUUUGAUUCGUUAACGCCUGGCGUUCCGAUGUUCAGCUACCUCUUCUUGGUGUGCUGUCUGUCGCGGUUAUCGAGCGUUUCGGGGGUGAAAAACAUCACGCACGGGGUUGCGAGACAUCUAAGAUCGAUUGGAUUCCCCGAUGGAAGUGGCAUGGGGAUAUUCUUCGCGCUCGGAGUGCCCAUUGAUAUUCCCAACAAAUCGGUGCUAUUUUCUAUGUACUUCGAAGCGAAUUACGGUCUGCCCGGAGAAUGGAACUCCAGUUAUUAUUUGGACGAGCCCUAUUACAGGAAACGCAGCCUAGAUCGACGAAUGGCGUACGACGUUCUCGUAAACAAAUUGGAAAGUUUCGGUUACUCCGGAGAAACUUGUCUGUUAAAAAUGAUCUGCGAAGUCGCGAACUGUCCCCUGACAAACAAUGGAGUAUUCGGCGAUAUUCUGCACAUUCUGUUCACGCCAUCCUCUUCCCAAGAUGAAGGACUCCCAAGCACCAUCACCGAGGCUGAGUAUAGAGAAGACUGCGAUAGCUACUAUGAAAAAUGUCCCCAAAGUCCAUUAGCCCUGAUAAGCCAGAAUCUCGACGCUAAUACUUGAAGAAGCCAUGCUAUUAAAUGCAAACUUAAUAUUAGGAUAUCUCAAAAAAAUUGCGCGACUUUAGUUACUUUGCUUCCCGAGAUAGAAAGCUCGUUGUAAGAUUAAAAAUAAAAUGCAAAUGAACCAAAGCUUGAAAUGUGACGUAUUUUCUGAAACACUUCUCCAUAAUGAAAAUAAAGAAAUUACACGUAUGCAAUAAGAAGACGAAAUCUAGCUGUACAGGUUGCUUUAAAUUACGGAAAGAAUAUAAAUCAUUCCCGCAACCCGGUAUGCAAUGUUUCCCCAAACACGAUAGUCAAAUUCGCUUCGAUAAGCUACAUCUAGAUUUUGACAACACAAAGAGCAAUGAUAAAUUAGACCAACGCGAGGCAAACGUACACAAACGAAGUUUGUGCGUGCAUUUCGACCGUUAAUGGUCAGUACACUGAAUUGAAUAUCGACUGCGAUAAGCGCUAGUUCAAACACGAUUUGAUCACACAAAUCCGUUGUAAAUAUUAACUCGCGUGAUUAACUACCCUUGAGUUUACAAUAACUUUGCAGCAACUUCUCGU
Hylaeus anthracinus is the source of this 1233-nucleotide messenger RNA. RefSeq lists its product as uncharacterized. The transcript is spliced from 5 exons. NCBI's taxonomy places the organism in Eukaryota, Metazoa, Arthropoda, Insecta, Hymenoptera, Colletidae. The record is from RefSeq and is a predicted model, not a curated record. The coding region runs from base 119 to 682 and encodes 187 amino acids.